CUGCAGAACUACCGGGAAACCCUGCAGACGCAGGUGCUGGAGGCCGCCGGCCGAAAUUUCAACGCCGUGAAGUUCGGCGCGGUUCUGUCGGACGCCAAACUCAAAGACUUCCAGGACGAGCAGGUGGGCCAGCUCUACGAACUCAUGCUGGAGUCCACCAAGCCCAGCCCCCAGUUCCACAUCCAGGAGGACGGGAAGUGA
This is a messenger RNA of Menidia menidia (Atlantic silverside), 201 nucleotides long. Lineage: Eukaryota; Metazoa; Chordata; Actinopteri; Atheriniformes; Atherinopsidae. The record is from the annotation of a GenBank genome assembly.